AUGGGUCCCUUGCCUUAUGAUUUGCAUUAUGGCGAGGAUCUAGUUGAAGAUCGCCAGGGUGCAGAGGCGGCUGUAUCAUCAAAUCCACCGGAGCUACAGAGAGAAGAAACUCCCAAAUCUGACAAGAAGAACAAGAGGAAGGAGAAGAAAAAUAAGAAAGAUACCCCCGUGGAAACUACGAAUAAUGAAGAUAAUGAGAAAUCCGUAACGACGUCACCUGGAGGCAAGAAAAACAAAAAGAAGAAGAGGGGUAAGAAUAAAGGAACGGCGAACACACCACCUGCGGAUAAGGAACCUGAGCCUGAAGCCAAGGCUGAGGAGGCCAAACCUCAGGAAGUGAAAGAGGAGGAGUCACCUGUGGCGCAAGCGGACUCGUCAGCUCCUGAACCGGUGAGGGAAGAGGCCAAUCCUGAGAUAGCGAAGGAGGAGACACCUGCGGUGGUCGAGGAACCGGCUGCUGCUUCCGAAGCUCCGGUGCCUGUGAGUGAAGAGUCUAAACCCGUGGAAGAGAAACAGGAGACAACUGUGGUCACUGAAGAACCGACUGCUCCUGCGGCAGCCCCUGAGGAUUCAGUUCAGGAGAAGGCUCCGGAAGAGAGCCAACCUGCUGCUGAACCCGCAGCGGAACCUGAAGCCCUAACUCCCGAGGUCACACCCGAGGCUACAGCUGAACAAGCUGCGCCAGCGGUACGAACCGAACAAGAGGCAGCUCCCAAGGAUUCUGAACCUGCCGCAGAAGCGGCCAAACCUGAAGAACCGGAGGAAGAGACGCCAGCGGCGGCAGGGGGAUCACCAGCUCCUGAAGCUGGAACAGAAGCAUCAGAACCUGGGGAAGCAAAGGAGAAGACAGAUAUGACGGCCGAAGAACCGGCAUCCUCAAAUAUUGCCUCGGAGGCUCCGGCUGAGGAAUCUCCUCCAGCAGCAGAAGCCCAGCCGGAAGCAGCUUCUGAGACGAAAGAGGGACCGGGCGAUGAGGCUCCUGCCGAAGGGCCCGCUGAGGAGAAACCUACAGAAGUGAAGAUGCCUGAGAGCACAGAGCCUGCCCCUGAAGAAGCACCUGUGGCCAAUGCUGCUGAGGAGGAGAAUCUUGAUGCAAAACCAGCUGAGCAAUCGACACCCGGGGCUGCCGCGGAAGACGCUGCAAAGGAAGAUGCAGCUGCAGGCAGUGAGGAGGAGUCUAUGAAGCCGGCAGAAGGAUCAGCAGAUCCUGAACCUGAUGAAGCUGCUGCUCCGGAGGAGCCUGCUAAGCCUGUUGAAGCUGCGUCUACUGAACCGGCGGCUCAAAAUGCAGCUCCAGAAGGAACGGUGGUUGAGACCCCAGCUGUCGAGGAGCCUACAAAUGAACAAUCUGCGGUUGAGAAGCCUACAGGGGAAACCGCAUCAGAGCAAGCAGCUGCCCAAGAGCCUGCUGCCGAGCCGGUAACAGAGGCCGUGGCUGAGGACGACGCUUCGAAGGCCACCGGCGAAGAUACAACUGCCGAAGAGGUCACAGACGAGGUGAAAGCAGUCACAGAGCCUGUACCAGUGGAAACGACUGCCGAAACCACCCCUACUGGAGACGAGGUUACGAAGGAUUCGCCUCCCGAAGGCGCCCCUGUUGCAACAGAAGUAACAUCGGAAGACAACCCUCCUUCCGGCCCAGCUUCUGCUGAUGGGCCGACUGUUGAUGCUGCGGAGGAGUCAGCAGCCCAGGAACCGGAGGGCAAGGUGACUUCAGCCGAAGAGUCGUCCCCGAAUGUAGUGAAGGAAGAGGCCGAAGUAGAAGCGCCUGCUUCGACGGAGCCAGAAGCUCCAGCAGCAACCGAAGAUGCAAAGGACACUGAAGCUUCACCAAGCGCUGACUCUGCACCAGUGAAUAUACCAAUGGAUGGACCAGCUCCAGAGUUAACUCCUGAAACUAAAGCAGAUCCUCUAGUAGAGCCGGCAGAGGAAGAAAAGAUAUCUGACGAACCAGUAACAAAAGAUGAGGUGGCCGGAGUAGCAGAGCCCGAAGCAGACCAUGACGAUAAGCAAGCUGAACCAGAGUCUGUCGAAACAUCUCCAGAUAAAGUUUCCGAACCCAAAAAGGAAGAAGAUGCUGUGCAGGAGGCAUCUCAAGCCGAAUCAAAACCUGCAGAAGUCGAACCAGACGGUGCUAAGCCUGAGUCACAAGCCGAGCUUGGGUCUGACCGCGCGCAUGCAGCCGAGGCAACCAUAACUGAGGAGACCAAAGCUGAAGCUACUGCGACGGAAGCCAAUGCAGAUGAUACCGUUAAGGAGGCAGAAAAGGCUGAAGAGUCAAUAGAGGACCCAGUUCCCUCUAAUGAAGGUAAAGAAGAGCCUGAACAGUCUCCGCCUGAGACUGCUGCUGCAGAGCCUGAGACAGAGAACCUUGAAAUUGUAGAAGACAAGCCAGCCGAAGAGAGGGUUGGAGAGGCGGAAACUUCGGAGUCGGCAGACGUUGCGACAAUUACAGAGCCACAAGGAGUUCCAUCUGAGCCCACAACUAAUGAGUCGAAGCCAGAGGAGCCUAGUGCCAACACUCCAGCCACAGAAGCCGCGGAAGAGGUAAAAGGAGAAGAAAAUACGACUACCACCGAGCAACCCGUAGUUGAACCAGCAGCAGAUCCAGUGAACGAUGAUAAAGCUGAGACAACUGAACAAAAGGCUGAAGAGGCAUCACAGGAACAGCUUACUCCUGAUGAGUUAAAAUCCGACGAGGGUGCAACUGCGGAACCUAACGAGUCUGAAAUUGCUGAAAAGGGAGCUACGGAAUCUCCAACCUCCAAGCCUGACGACACAGAGGUGAAAGAUGAAGACGCUCCCUCGGCCGAAGAAGGAACCGCAGAAGCCCCUGUAGAGGAAUCGAAGGCUGUGGAGGCGGAGACGACUAGUAAGACUGAAGUGGCAGCUGAGGAUCAAGUUGCAAGCUCUGAAGCUGAAGCUUCCCCUGCUGAUGCCACCGCCGAACCUUCUACUAGUGAGACAGAAGCGGCCAAAGAGCCUGAGCCUGUUCCUGAGAAAGCCGAAGAGCAAUUUGAAGUAGUUACGGAACCAGUUACUCAAGAUAACGAUGGAACUGCGGCCUCACCUCCUGAGUCUGAAACAAAUCAAGGCGAACAAGCAGAAGACUCAAACGCGGAUAAGGCUGAGACCAAAAUGGAUGAAGAGUCUGCUGCCAUUGAAGGGCCUGCUGAAGUUGCCGCAGAAGAUGCACCUUCAACCGAGAAUCGUAAUUCAGAGCCACAGGCUGAAGUUCCCAAUGUUGAGCAGGUAGCAUCACCUCCUGGAGAACCCGAAGCCCAAAUUGAAGAAACAGGUGCCACAGAAAUAGUCGAUGGAUCCGGGGACAAACCUAAGCCAGAAGAGCCAGAAGCAACUAAAGAUGGUGAUGGGGUUUCUGAGGCCCCAGCUCCAGCUGCCGAGACCGCGGAGCUGAAAGAAGUCGCAGCCGAAACGGAAAUUAAAGAGUCGUCUGACACAGCCGCUGAAACUAACGAUACCAACGAUGACCCAGCUGCCGAAAAGCCUGAGCCUCUUACUGCACAGACGGCGGAUACUGGAGAGGCGGCUCCGGUUGAUGACAAGGUCGAACCCACAGAUGAAGCCGAAGUCGCCCCUGCCACUGAGCCUGCUGUUCAGUCUCCCGAUUCCGCGGAGGCAGAAGCCGAAGGCCCAGCUGAAGAAGCAACCGCAGCUGAACCUGAAGGGACAAGUGAUGCAGCUGCUGUUGCAGUACAGGAGCAGGCGGAGCAGGCAGCUGAGGGCGAAGAUUCAACCAAGGAACCCGAAGCCACUCCAGAGACUACCGCGGGGCCAGCAAAUGAUGACAAGGAAGCUGUUGCUGACACCACUGAGCCUCCUGCUAUAACUACGGAUGAGGACAAUGCUGAUGCAGAUACUAUGAAGGAGGCUAAUGAGGCUUCAGAGCAAACCAUCCCUGAAGCAGAAGCUGAAGAAACUGUUGCAGCGCCAGCUGAUCCUGUUGAUAACAGUGUGUCUGAACCACCGGCUCCUGCAGUAUCAAAUGAGGCUAAAGAGGUGGUAGAGGAACCUGCUGUUGAUGGCACUACAUCAGAAGUUAAACCCGAUCCCAACAUCGAUGCCCCACAGGAAGUAUUGACGAAAGAAGCUGAGGCUCCAGUAGAUGUAUCCGUUGCAGAAGCAGAGGCACCGAAAGAAGUUGUUCCUGCUGACAUAGAACCUGUUGAAGAGAAGACGGAUGAUGUGUCUGCAACCGAGGAGGCGAAACCAGCUGAUCAGCCUGAGGUGGCAGCUGAACAAGAAAAGGAAGCUGUCACAGUGGAAGCUGCUGGAGACGCCGUGCAAGACGAGGUAGCUCCUGAGAGCGCCACUGAUACCGCAGAGCCAACUGCUGCCGCUCAGGAUGUACAGGUUGAGCCCUGUGAUCCUGCCGCAGAGACUGUAGAGCCAAUCGAGUCCGAGGCUCAAGAGGAGCCUGUUCCCGCAGAAGAAGCCGCUGCCUUAGAGAAAGAGUCAGUCCCCGAAGCAUCAGUUGAGCCUGUCGAAGGUGAAGCGAAAGGAGAACCUGAAGCACACUCCCAAGACACAGCCGAUAUUGCUGCUGCACAAGCGGUUGAGCCAGAGACAAAAGAUGAUGAAUCCGGAGGUGCUGAGCCACCUACUGAAGUAGUGCAAGAGACUACCGCUGAACCUGAGGUUGCCAAGGAAUCUGAGACUGUGACUACUGACGACGCAGAGACAGAAGAGGCUCCAGAUGCUGACGAGACCAGGGCUCAAGUUGGCUCAAAGGACGAAUCUGAGUCGGCGGCAGAGCCAGGAGCAGAAACUGAGGAACCAGCUGUUUCUGAAGAUGCCAUGGCAGAAGACGGCGCCUCUGAGGCUGUUGAAACUGCACCCCCCGAAUCGGUUGCGGCUGCAGAGGGGGAAGCCAAGGCAGAGGAAUCCGUCGCUGAAGUUGCAGAGCCUGAGGAACCUGAGCCUGCACCGGCGGUCGAAGUUGCUGAGGCCGAAGCGCCUGAACUAGCUCCCGAAGUCAUAGAGUCCAAAGAGGAGGAGCCCGAGGUUACGGUUGCCGAGGAAGUUGAACCAGAGCCGGAGGCUGUCGAAGAGCCCAAGGAAGAGGCUCCAGCAGAAGAGACAGAAGAGGACCAUUCUAAAGCUGCUGCCGCGGCCAUUGUCGCUGGCAUUGCUGCUGCAGCCGGUGGAGCUGCUCUUGUCGCCGCCGAACUGUCAAAAGAUGAACCAAAGGCGCCCAAGACACCCGAGGAAGAAGAGAGUAAGGACACUGUUGGGCCGAUUCCUAGAGAUGGAAAGUUGACGCCCAAAUCAAAGAAAGGUGAGGAACUGUAUUCUUUUCAUGAUACCCCUAGUGAUUUUUCGGAAGCUGUUGGAUAUACCAAUUUGGAGGGAGCUAAGGAGAGGGAUGAUAAUGGCGUUUUGGCGUUACCAGAGAAAGAAGAGAUAAAGGAGUUGCGGCCGGCUACCGAGCAGGUUUCAGACGAGGCUGCUGAAGUCAAGUCCGAAAUCUCGGAGCAAAAAGUGGAAGGAACAGUCGCUAUAGUUUCGACUGGGGAGGGGGCCGCAACCGUUGUCCUUGAGUCUGUUGAGGAUGCUUUGACCGCAAAGCCAAGUCUGCCAGUCGCAGGGACGCUCGACGAGGUGGAAACCGAGGAAUCAGCCCCUGCUGCCAAAGAGGAUCCCGUUUUGGAAAAUACAUCUGAGAACACGCAGCUGCCAGAUACUGAAGCGCCUGAAGCCAUUUCUGUUGGAGGACCAAUGCCUACGACUGAGGAACAGAGUCUGACAAAGAGUGAUGAUCUUGCUUUGCCUCCGGCUGGUGAGGAAGAAUCUGACCAGGUCGCAGAGUCCACUGUGCUGGAUGAUUUGAAGGAACAGUUAGCUGAACAACCAGCAACCAAGCCUGUUAUCGAAGAUGCCUCAGCAGAGCCUGCUACUAAUACUGCAAUUGAAGAGGCGGAAGUGUCAGUCAACAAGGAGUCCGCCUUGGCCAUAACCAAAGAAGAAACACCCACCAUUGCGGAAGACUUUGUUGUGCUGGAUGACACCAAGAAAGACUUGCACCUCCAAAACGAAAAGGAUAAUGUGGCUGCCGAUAAUGCUAUCCUUGAGCCUGUUCUGGCUGUAUCUAGUGAAGGUUUAAGUUCUUCGGGCACACAAGAGCCAAUCUUGGACGAUCCAAAUGAAGAGGUAGCACCAAAGGCUGCAGACGAACCGGAAUCCAUUGCAACUGAGGCAUUAGAUACUGCCGAUGCGGCACCAAUUGUCGUAGAUGACACUACAACUGAAGUGUCCGUUUCGGUCCAAGUCAGUAAAGAAGUGGUCCCUGAAGCUGCCCGAGAAUCUGCUUCAUCUGCCGCCUCCACGGAGGAACUUCCACACGCCGGAGAACCCAAUCUAGAGUCUACAGAGAAAUCUAAUACCACGGCUACUGACGCUGUCGCUACCGUCACUCUGGAUUCUGAAGAACACAGUGCGUCAGCCGCUGCAGACUCGGUCUCGACCAGAGCCGUUGACUCUACAACUGCUGCAGUCAUUGAAGAGCUAGUUCGUUCUGAGGCUUCUGAGGAAAGUCUACCCACAGAAGAAUCUACUUUGGAGCCAAUCAAGGAGCCUGACAAUACAGCCGGGGAUAGCGCUGCAGUCAAUGUUGAUGCUGAUAGGCUCAACGUGGCAGCCACAGGAGUAUCUGAGAUGGCUUCGGACCAGGAAUCAACGUCCACUGUUAUUCAAGCCGUCACUGUGGAUGAUACGACAGAACCAGCAAAGCCAGAGUCUACUGAGCCUGUCCUAACUACGGACACUCAAGAAUCAUCUCCAGGCACAGAAGGGCUUGACCUCUCGGACGAGCCAAGGGAGAACCUGGUGGAAGAGUCAAAUCUUCUGGACAUUGAAGAAACUAAGUCGAUCAACGUCACCAAGGAUAAGGCACCCGUUCACGAGACUGUCGAUGUAGACCUUUCGGUAGCGGACUUGGCUCAGGCGGCGCUGGAAUCUGGUAUUGUCUCGAUCCGAGAUGCAGAUGUCCCAGCUAAGGUGCCUGAUAUGUUGACGCAUACGGCCGAGGAGCCUUCUGUGACCAAGGCAGAGUCCAUUUUGACUACAAAAGCUGAAAUAGAUUCUGUUGCUGAAGUCGCCGAAGAGCCCAUCGCGUCACAAGUUCCAACUGCGGCGGCCACGAUUGAGGCCGAGCCAACUAUACUAGGAGAAGUCAGCGAGGAGCCCGACAAUGCCUCACCUGUCCAAGCAGCUAAUCAGAAUGCUGUAUUUGCAAGAGAUGAAUCUCGACUGAUGUCAGAUAAGUCAACGAUAUAUCCAGUUGAGGACCAAGCGGCUGGAGGCAAUGACCCUCAAGUGGGAAUUUCUCAAGAGUCUGAGAACCUUGACCAGCAUCAAGAGCUGGCCGCUGAAGCAGAGACCAAAGCAGAGUUUAAAGAUGACAGUCCUGUCUUGAUUGACAACAGCGGUGAAGUUCUGAAUACCGAUUCUGCAGGGCCUAAAACAACUGAUGCCGGGAAACUUUCUGGAGACGAUGAAGCUGUACUGAGCCAAGAACAGCCCUUAUCAGAAUCUUGGGCACUUGUUGAGGCCACCGAGGACUCAAAAUUUAAGCCUGCGGAGAAAACCGUUGCAGAACAGGAAGUCCAAGAGCAUUCCGCCCCAGAAUCUAAUAACAAUGCAACUGUUGUCGUGUCGCAGGAGGUUCCAAACGAUUCUGAGCCAACUAGACAAAUGGACGUCGAGGUGCAUGAAGCCAAUGCUCCAAACGAACCGCUUCCCGACCCUGCUGUAGAGGCUGUCAUUGAGAGCAAAGCACGUGUUUCUGGUCUGCUCGCUGAAUCCUCAGUUGGUCCAAUUGCUGAGGGUGAAGAAACUGAGGCAAGGGACCAGAUGCUUGAUCGUUCAGCAGAACAGUUGGUAGCAGCACUUGCGACAGAAACCCUCAUCGCAGAUGAAGCCAUCGCCCCUGUCAAUGUUACCGAGUCUCAAUCGGUGCCAGAGACAAAAUCAGCAGAGACAGAAGAGAUCGACCUGACUGUAGAAGCUUCAAAUGAGCAGUCCGGGAGUGAGAUAGCAUCUGAAAUGGCUACCUCUUACCAAGCAGUUCCGGAUGCUUUCGAUCUCUCGCAGACUGAGCUAGGGGCUCGUGCCUCGCCAACCGAGGAUAUUGAGCAGAAAGCCCUAGCACAAACAGCUUUAGAUCAAGGACCAGUGGUCGAGGCAGUUGCGGAGGCUCCUAUUGAGAUAACGUCGAGUCAGGAAGCAGCUGCUGCUGAUUCUCAAGAACAGGUUCCUUGUCUUGAUGAUAUCCGACCAGAGUCACUGCCUAAGGCAAUUGAGGAAACCAAUCCACAGGGAGUGUCAGCGCAAGUUCUUGGUGCCCAGCUUUCUGCCCAGCCAGGUGCUGAGGCGCCAGCCAUUGAAGCACUCGCUGCUCCUGAAGCUAUAAUUGUUGAUCCUCAAAUCGAAACAAGCCUGGCUUCUGACGGGGCUGCUGAGACGACUGACGAAGCUGGGCAAAAGGACGACUUUGUCGAAAUUGCGGCUGAGCAAAGUGUUGCCCUACAGCCAGAAAGCGCAAUUGAUGAUGAGCACGGAGCAUCUGUUGCUGUUGCUGAUGACGAUGAGGAGUUUGUCGAUGCUUCUGAAGGAACCGAUAUCGCUCCCACUGAAGAAGCUAGAUCUCCACCCAUCGAAGCUUCGGAGAGCUGGCUUUCCCAGGAAGUCGUACUCGACGCCCCAGCUGAAGACAUUGCGCUUCCUACUGAAACCCUAGCUGGAGAGCGUGAGGUGUCAUCUCACGAGAAGACCAUUUCAAUCGACAGUCCGACUAAGGAAUCUGACAGCCAAAUUGCUGGGUUUACUUUGGCCUCUGCUGGUGUAGCGGCACUUACGGGGGCGGUGGCAGUCGCCGCAGUUGGAAAAUUACAUGACUCCAGGUCAACAGAUGUUGUAGGCUUCACCGCCGAGCACGAAAAGUCUCUAGAAUUUGCAAAAGCAUCUGAAACACAGAAAAGCGGAGAUUUGAUCGAGGCUCAAGGAAAGUCAGCUGCUGCCUGUGAGAAUCUAACCCCAGCAGCCGCAGAACUCGAAGCCGAACCGACGCAAAGUCCUGGCCUCACAAUACGUGCAAGUGAUGUUGAUUUAAGAGCUCCCACACCUGCUGUGGUGGUCCCUGACAUGGCAAUGGUUGAUCAGCAACGAAACAAGACUUUGAAGCGCAAGCAGAAGCUGGCGGUCCGGAACGCUGAGGAUACAGUUGCGGCUGCGGUUGUCAUUUAUGCCACUGCUGAAGCUUUAAGCCCUCCUGCUAGCCCUAAGGCUGGUGUUAUCUUCCAAGGCCAUGAAGGGGAAUUUCCCUCCGUUGUUUCACGGGAAAUUGUUGAGGAGGACUCGCACCAGCUUGAUACUGACUUAUCUGCAGACGAAACUUCAAGAGAUCCUCGAGCGUCAAGUGGCGAAAGGGAAAGGGAGAGGACUCGCCGCCGUAGGCAGCCUUCUCACCAGUCUAGCCGAUCUAGCCGUAGUCGCGGCGACGAAGAGCACCGCGAGAGCAGACGCCAGUCAUCCCAUGGCUCGCACGGCUCACACAGUCGCCGACAUCAUGCUGAUAGUACCGGAGAAGAAGCCGCAAAGACGCCGCCCAGAACUCCUAGGCGACGAGACAGCGGUGUCUCUGGAGAAAGCUCUGGAAGCUCUGGCAGACGACGAACACCAGAAGACAAAGCCGAGCACGAACGACGCAGAGCGGAGCGCCAACUUAGCGAUCAAGACUCCGAACGUCGUGAACGAUCGGAACCUUCUGAGCGCUCGGAACGCUCCACGCAUAGAGAUCGCAAGGGCAGCAGAGACGUGGAGCACCCUACGGAAAGAAGCCAUCGCUCCUCGCGCCGGCAUAGCCACUCUAGCCAGCACAAGUCUGAUCGUAUUCCUUCUGCUUCUGCUCCCGUCGAAAGGGAACCACUUACCCAGCCUUCUGACAAACGGUUUUUUGAAAUCAAGAAUAGUGAAGGAAUAGUAGGCAGUGGCUUCCCCCCCACAAUCGCAGGGGAGACCACGGUCGAAGUUGAAAUCGAAGUUGAAGCCCCUAGGGCAACAGAGGCUCCCAAGAGAUCCAACACGACGCGAUCCAAAUACGGUUUCGGACGCCUCUCUACCGAUCAGUCUCGCCCUAAGACUACAAAGACGCGAGAGUCGGCUGACGUUCCUCGAGGUUCUUCAUCGAAGGGCAGCAUUACAACUUCCGAAGAUAACGCCAGACGGGCUAGAAAGACUGAGCGUAGCAAGAAGGAAGAAGAGAAGAAGCCUUCUGGGUUCAAAGGUGUGUUGAAGAGGAUAUUUGGAUAA
Messenger RNA from Metarhizium acridum CQMa 102, 10329 nucleotides. Lineage: Eukaryota; Fungi; Ascomycota; Sordariomycetes; Hypocreales; Clavicipitaceae. The record is from RefSeq and is a predicted model, not a curated record.